Molecule: messenger RNA, 1491 nt
Organism: Monoraphidium neglectum
Lineage: Eukaryota; Viridiplantae; Chlorophyta; Chlorophyceae; Sphaeropleales; Selenastraceae
Product: cerevisin
Exons: 3
Coding region: 1-1491 (496 amino acids)
Biological process (GO): proteolysis
Molecular function (GO): serine-type endopeptidase activity
Source: RefSeq, a predicted model, not a curated record
AUGGCACGCAUGGCGUUCAGCCUACUGACUGUUUCCGCCUUGCUGUCUCUUACCCUCCGCGGCGCCGCCGCUGGGGGCCCCGGCAGCUGGUCUGCGUCAAACGCCGCAGCAUCACUCGUGCGCGCCGCGUCGAGCGGCGGCCAGGAGCGCGGCUUCAUCGUCGUUUACGCAGAUGACGCGACGCCAGAUCAGAUCUCCCGGUCGCGCGCCGCCCUGCGCCUGCAGUUCGGCGCCGGCCUGCAGCUGAAGCAGGUGCUCAACACGCCGCUCAGCGAUGAGGGCGCCGCUGCAGCCGCCGCCGCCGCCACCGCCCCGGGCGGCGCGGGCGCGGGCGGCGGCGUAACCGACCUCACCCGCGGCGCCCCCAUCGCCGCCGACGGCGCCGCCACGGCGACAACGGCGGCGUCGGCGGCAGCGCUCGCGGCAGCGCCCAGCGGCAACCUGCUGCGGCUGGACGUGUUUGCGCCCGCGGCCGCCGCGGCCGCCGCCGCGUCACCGGACGAAGAGGUGCUGUCGCGCCUCAGGGCGCUGCCCGGCGUCGCGAUUGCUGAGAAGAACGGGGUCGUCACAGUCCAGGCCACGCAGGCAGACGCGCCGUGGGGCCUCGACCGAAUCGACCAGCGUUCCCUGCCACUAGACAACGGGUACAGCUACCCAGACUCGGCCGGCGCGGGGGUCACCGUGUACGUCAUCGACUCUGGGGUUGACGCGGCCCAUGAUGAGUUUGGCGGCCGCGCGUCCAUGGGCUUUGUGGCGCCGGACGCCGCCUCGGACGGGCAGGGGGACAGGAACGGGCACGGCACCCACUGCAGCGGUGAGGCGGGGGCGGGCCGCUGGGAGAGGCAGGGCACCGUCGCCGGCAGGACGGUGGGCGUGGCCAAGGCGGCAAAGAUUGUGGGCGUGAAGGUGUUGAACAAGGCCGGCAGCGGCUCGUGGUCCGCCGUAAUCGCCGGCAUCAACUUCGCCGCCGGCGACUGCAAGCAGAACCGCGGCGGCAGGAUGUGCGUCGUCAGCAUGUCCCUGGGCGGCGCCCUGUCGGCGUCGGUCAACGCCGCCGUCGAGCGCGCGACGGCGGCGGGGCUCGUCGUUGCGGUUGCUGCCGGCAACUCGAACUCGGACGCGUGCCGCGUCUCGCCCGCCUCGGCCCCGUCGGCGCUGACCGUCGGCGCAACCACCAAAAAAGACGCCCGUGCGUCGUUCAGCAGCUGGGGGCCGUGCGUCGACAUCUACGCGCCCGGCGUCGGCGUGACCUCGUCGCUUGCGGCGGCAAAGUGCCCCAAGAAGCGGCCCAGUUGCUACGCCACGUUCAGCGGGACCUCCAUGGCGACGCCGCACGUCGCCGGCGUCGCGGCGGUCAUCUGGUCGCAGCUGGGGCCCGAGGCCGCGGGCGCGGAUGUUUCGCAGAAGCUGCUCGACGCGGCGACGGGGGGCGUGAUCAGGGGGGCGAAAAAGGUGGAGACGCCGCUGCUCGCGUUCAACAGGAUCACGUAG